AUGUCAGUUUCCGAGGAAGAAAAUUUAUCAUCGUCUCAGUCUCAGAUUUCAUCUCACUUUUUCUGUGAUCUCCUUGAUUCCGUUAUAGUUGAUGUGGCAUCAGAGUGUCACAGGAUAGCCAAGUUGGGGCUUGAUGCUAAUUUGGAUGAAGAAGACGAAGAAUUGAAGUUGUCAGCACAAGCCAGGGCUAGAUUGGCUGAUCCUAGUAAUAGUAAUGAAUCAAAUGGCAAGUAUGUGGUUGACAUAUUCGGACAAACUCAUCCUACUGUAGCAAAUGAAAUAUUCGAUUGCAUGAAUUGUAACCGAUCUAUCGUGGCUGGGAAGUUUGCUCCUCAUUUAGAAAAGUGCAUGGGGAAGGGUAGGAAGGCUCGUUUGAAGGUAACAAGGAGCAGCUCCGGGUCAGGCGCCCAGAACAGGCGGUAUUCACGAGGCAACAAUAGUAGUGCAAAUCGGUUGGCAAAUGGGAACCUUCGUUUUGCAGGUGACAAGCACUCUAACGGAUCAUCUCAGCCAUGA
Vicia faba (fava bean) is the source of this 516-nucleotide messenger RNA. NCBI's taxonomy places the organism in Eukaryota, Viridiplantae, Streptophyta, Magnoliopsida, Fabales, Fabaceae. The record is from the annotation of a GenBank genome assembly.